CCAAUUUUUCCAAAAACUCUGCUUUUGGAGAAAUUGAGCAAGUAUUUAAAAACGGAGGGAGUAUUUAUUUUCUCUGUAAAUAAUGGAUUAUUAAUAUCUCGAUUAAUUUAAUUUUAUUGUAUCUGGAGAGAAAGAUGAUUAAUAUUUGGCUUUCAUCAUUUUUGAUUCGUCAUUGUAAUGUUUGUCAAUUAAGAGCAACUCUAAUGGUUAAGGACUUGCUUGCAAUUACAAUAAUUCCCUAUCUAUUAGCUUGACCAUUGGAGCUAGAAACUCAAUUAGUUUGGCAAAGCAAGGCAAAGCUAAUUUGCUGGGGAAUUAAACUUUCCAAAAUGAAAAUGCUCAUUGCACCAAUUAAGCUCUUUCUAUUUAUUUUCUAUCCACAACUAUUACUAAGCUAAUAGCUAGCCAUUAGAGCAAAAAGUAGCUACAAUGAUAAUUAGCUUGCCAUUGAAGUUGCUCUAAUGGCAAGCUAAUUUGACAACUAGCUUGACAAGCCACAUAAGCUUUUAAGCUAAUUGUUAUUGUAGCUACUUUGAACUCUAAUGACUAGCUAUUAGCUCACAAUCUAAAUGAAUUUCCCAUCUUUUAUUAACUUUUUAUAUUUUAUUUUAUUAAUUCUAUUUUAUAUUUUUUUGAUAAGUUUUUCUCCAAGCAAAUUAGCUUGACAAAGUUUGACAAAACUAAUUUGCUUAGCCAAGCUAAUUGCAUUUUCUAGCUCCAAUGGUCAAGCUAAUAGCUCAGGAUUAUUUAAUAUUGUAAGCAAGUCCUUAGCUACAACCCGUAUAGUAUUAUAUUACACGGAGUAUUAAUAUUACAGAGUAUUAAUAAUACCCUGUAUUGUAUUAUGUACUCCGUAUUAUUAAUAUUACAGUAGUAAAUAUACAGAGUAAUUUUUAAAAUUUUGUUUCAAAUAAAAAAAAUAAAAUCAAAAAAUCUUUUUUAACACGAAGUCUGACCUAGUUAUUAAAGAUAUAGACUGUGAUUUUAUUUUUAACUAUAUCUCCUAAUUAUAAGGAAUCUUAAUCUACACAUUGAUCUAAUUCCAUGUAAUCAGCAAAGUAGUUAAUUUUAUUAUUAUUUUUUGAUUAAAAAAAUAAUAAAAUAAAUCCAAACAUACCAUCAAAAUCACAAAAUUUGCUGACUUGUACCCUUCCAAACUUAUUCUACGAGUAUAAUGUUUUUAAAAUAAAAUUCUUUAGAAAAUUAUGUGUGAAAUUAUUACUGUAAUUAUCAUUAUGGGUUUUUGUUAAGGAUUUAAUGUGUAGACGCUAAUUAUAGACAAAAUCAAUUCAGUACGAGUAAGAAUAUGCAGGAUGUUUGAAAUUGAGGGUUGUGAUUGAGUUGCCUCUUCAACUUUUUUUUUUUGGAGUUGAGAAGAUUAAUAUAAAAUCAAACAAGGGUUACAUUUUCGGCUUAUUUGUAUUAAUUGUGAGUUCAAUUAUAUGAUGGAUUUGUCGAAUUCAAUGCAAAUUGUGUCGAGUCGAAUUCAGGAGGUAGAGCCUGAGCAUGCCUCAAAGAUUGUAGGAUACUUGUUGUUACAAGACUUUGGUGAUCAGGAUAUGAUUCGCCUCGCGUUUAGCCCUGAUAAUGUAAUUAGAGAUGUGGCGAACAAAGUAAAACAUACUCUUAGUUUGUCUUUGUCUAACCAACUGCUGCAGUGGCAGCAGCAGCAACUGCAACAGUUGCUACAGCAGCAGCAGCAGCAGCAGCAAAUGUCGUUUGCUUCAGUGUCUUCUCAACUUAAUAACCCCAUUCAGUAUAGCAAUCCAUAUCAGGGUUUUCCUGAUUUUCGGACUUACUCAAACUCAAACAUGCCAUUGAGUGCUUCUUGGAAUGUUCAGGAGGCCAAUGGUCUUGAAGAACAGGUUCCGCGGUCCUUGAAAUUCAAGGAUGAUUACUUAAAGCUGAGUAACUCAUUUGAUUCAGAGUUGCACAGCAAUUAUAGUUACCCUGAUCAGCCUGGUUUUAGUGGAUUUGCUACUGACAGAGUCUCAAGAAGGUCGCGGAGUUUGAUUGAAUUCCCCCCAAAAGUCUGUCAUUACUUCAGCAAGGGGAUCUGCAAGCAUGGUAACAACUGUAGGUUCUAUCAUAGUAAUCCAAUGACCCUUGAAAGUUUUUCUGAGUUGUUGGGUCUCGGAUCAAACGAUGUCAGGUUUGGGAAUGGGAAUGGGAAUGGGAAUGGGAUUGAUGAUCAUAGUAUGUUCCCAGUAGGUUCACUUGAGAAACUUGAAUUGGAUCUGAUUGAACUUCUGAGAUCAAGAAAUGGAAGCCCCAUUUCAAUUGCCACAUUGCCAAUGCUGUAUUAUGACAAAUUUGGCAGGACUCUUCAGGCUGAAGGUUAUCUUACCGAGAGCCAGAGACACGGUAAGGCUGGCUACAGCCUUACUAGGCUCCUUGCUCGGUUGAGAAACAGCAUAUGUCUCAUUGACCGGCCUCAUGGACAGCAUUCAGUGAUCUUGGCUGAAGAUGCUCCAAAAUACUCGGAGUAUGCUAGUGAUCGAAGUGAGAAUGGUGGUAUUGUUCCGGGGUCUAGACAAAUUUAUCUCACUUUUCCUGCAGAAAGUGCAUUCUCUGAGAUUGAUGUGUCCAACUACUUCAACACCUACGGCCCUGUCCAGGAUGUUAGGAUUCCAAGUCAAGAGAGAAGGAUGUUUGGAUUUGUUACCUUUGUUUAUCCAGAAACAGUUCGGAAAAUCUUGGCCAAGGGGAACCCACAUUUUGUUUGUGGUGCUCGCGUUCUUGUGAAACCAUACAGGGAAAAGUCAAGGCUUGUUGACAGGAAUCAUGCAGAGAAGCUACAGUGCUCUAUGCACGACUCACAUCUUUGUGAUGGGGACCUUGAAUUCCAAUCUUUGGCAAGAGCCAGUGAUUAUCUAAGGUUAAUGAGGCAGCAAUUCAUGAAUGAACACAAGGAGGCACUUGAACAGGAGAAGCCUUGCUUUUCUGAAUCACAAUUACUGCCUGAACCAUCAGCGCGACUCCAAUACUUUGCCAACUCUAUUGAUGAGUUGAAGCUUGCUCAAGAGUUUCCAACUUUGGAGCAGUUUAGUUCCAGGUUAAACGAUCUGAACAUUGGCUUUUCCAGUGAGGACAACUUCAGGAAUGUGAACACUAAUUAUGACAGCGGAGAAAGCAACCAGGUGCUUAACCUCCCAGAUAACCCGUUUGCAACUUCAACAGUUUACGAUACAUAACAGGAAGAUAGAAGUAAGGCAUAUAGAAGAUCAGGUGUUGCAAAUACUUAGAAGCAUAAAUGGCAAGACUUGAUCAUACAAUUACAAGGUUUGUUUGUUAGAAGUGUGGAUAAAUAAUAGGUCGGUAAGUUUCUAUUUUUUUUUUCAAGACUUAGCGCCAAUUGAGUGGCUUGCUCCCCAGAGAAAUUCAUCACAAUUUUAAGUGGUGCAAUACAUGCUAAUUACUAACUGAUACAUGGAUUUCGUUACUCGUGGAAGGGAGUACUACAGAGUAGAUUCAUACAGAAAUUGUCAUACAUCAUAUAAAUUGAGAGGUUACAUUACAGAGUUUAAUUGCUUAGAACAUUUCUUCAUGUAGAAUCAUUAUCUUGUUGAAUGAAAUAUGAAGCAAGUUUCUUUAGUAUACAAAUAUUAUGUUAUAUGGUUGCCUGCUACCAUCUUACUAUUAUAGAUACAUCAUACAUGUGUUA
Molecule: messenger RNA, 3664 nt
Organism: Chenopodium quinoa (quinoa)
Lineage: Eukaryota; Viridiplantae; Streptophyta; Magnoliopsida; Caryophyllales; Amaranthaceae
Product: zinc finger CCCH domain-containing protein 18-like
Exons: 8
Coding region: 1443-3194 (583 amino acids)
Molecular function (GO): RNA binding; metal ion binding
Source: RefSeq, a predicted model, not a curated record